Messenger RNA from Caenorhabditis briggsae, 444 nucleotides. Lineage: Eukaryota; Metazoa; Nematoda; Chromadorea; Rhabditida; Rhabditidae. The record is from RefSeq and is a predicted model, not a curated record. The transcript has 2 exons. Bases 1 to 444 code for a protein of 147 amino acids.
AUGAUUGAAGAGGAAUUAUCAGAACAGCAAGUUGAGAUAAUGCAAAGGACCACCGAGCGAGAAUAUGUGAACUUUCUGAAAAUGCAAUGCUUUCCUGAUGAGAAAAAUUAUAAAGAAGUGAAUUCCGAUGGAGAAGAGUGCUGCUCAGAAUCAGGAGAUAGUGAUACAAAGAGGCGUCGUAAGGGAAAGAAGUCUCCGACCAAGAAGAGGAUUCUAGGAAAGACCCGUGCCGCCAAAAAAGCUGAAAUGUACGACGGAAUGUCUAAGGAAGAAAUUCGUCAAGUUAGAAGUGGACGUCAUCCGGUCAAGAAAGCUUCGAAAAUUGGCGGAAAAAAACGCGAAAACUCGGAAAUUUCCGAGGAGGAUUCUUCCACGUGCCCAUCGUCCCCUUUAGAAUCCGAAUACUCGAAGUAUAAGAACAUUGGAGUCCAGAUUCUUCAUUAA